This is a messenger RNA of Diceros bicornis minor, 7833 nucleotides long. RefSeq names its product sodium voltage-gated channel alpha subunit 7 (gene SCN7A). Gene Ontology annotation, cellular component: plasma membrane; voltage-gated sodium channel complex; axon. Lineage: Eukaryota; Metazoa; Chordata; Mammalia; Perissodactyla; Rhinocerotidae. Gene Ontology annotation, molecular function: voltage-gated sodium channel activity. The transcript is spliced from 26 exons. The record is from RefSeq and is a predicted model, not a curated record. The coding region runs from base 375 to 5408 and encodes 1677 amino acids. Gene Ontology annotation, biological process: membrane depolarization during action potential; neuronal action potential; sodium ion transmembrane transport.
CUGGCAAUUCAGUGCGGCCCGUUUACAGCGGAGCCGUGGUGGCCUGGGUGGCAUCAGUUGGUGAGUGCAGACGCCAGCCUAGCAACACCUCCUAAGCAACCAGAGCUCAGGAAACCAGAGAGAUCCGGGAAGAAAGAGAAACCCAGAAGGAGAAAAGGGCUCUAAAGAGUCCAGCUUCUCUGAGUUCCCUCAGGUGCUGGUGGAGACCGGUUACAUGGUAGCAACAGGAGACUGAGAUUCUAGACAUCAAUCAAGAGAACUACUUCAAGAGCAGCAGUGGUUUGUGGGUGUGUGUUCUGCACUGAACCUGUGGUGGUUUUUCUCAUCGCAGCAGAACUGAAGCAAAUACAUUUCUUUCAGGUGCAAAAUUGGAAAUGGCUUCCCCAGAACCUAAGGGCCUCGUUCCCUUCACCAGAGAGUCUCUCGAACUUAUGAAACAGCAUAUUGCUAAAAAGCACAGUGAGAAACACAAAGAAGAUUUAAAGCCAAACACUGACUUGGAAGUGGGAAAAGAGUUUCCAUCUGUUUAUGGAAAUCUUCCUCGCGGAAUGGUGUCAGAGCCCUUGGAAGAUGUGGACCCAUACUACAAGAAUAAAAAUACUUUCAUGGUAUUAAAUAAAAAGAGAACAAUCUUCAGAUUCAAUGCUACCUGGUGUACAUUGUCUCCUUUCAGUACAAUUAGAGGAACAACUAUUAAGAUUUUGGUACAUCCCUUUUUCCGACUUUUAAUUUUAAUUAGUGUCCUGAUUGACUGCAUAUUUAUGACCAUGACUGAUUUGCCAAAAUGGUGGCCAGCAUUACAGAAUACUUUGCUUGGCAUUUACACAUUUGAAAUACUUGUAAAACUCAUUGGAAGAGGCAUCUGGGCAGGACCUUUUUAUUUCUUUGGUGAUCCCUGGAACUGGCUUGAUUUCAGUGUAACUUUAUUUGAACAUAUAACAAGAUACUCACCUCUAAACUUCAUUCUACUAUUUAGAAUUACAAGAAAUUUGAGAAUUUUGAAAAUUAUUCCUUUAAACCAAGGUCUGAAGUCUUUUGUAGGGAUCCUGAUCCAUUGCUUGAAGAAACUUACUGGAGUCAUUAUCCUAACUCUGUUUUUUCUGAGCCUGUUUUCUCUAAUUGGGAUGGGGCUCUUCAUGGGUAACCUAAAGCAUAAAUGUUUGCGAUGGCCCCGAGAAAAUGAAACUGAACCCCGGCACAACAGAACUGGUAACCCAUAUUAUAUUCGAGAAACAGAAAACUUUUAUUAUUUAGAAGGAGAAAGGUAUGCUCUCCUUUGUGGCAACAGAACAGAUGCUGGUCAGUGUCCUGAAGGGUAUGUGUGUGUAAAAGCUGGCAUAAAUCCUGAUUCUGGAUACACAAAUUUUGACAGUUUUGGCUGGGCCUUCUUUGCUCUGUUUCGGUUAAUGACACAGGAUUACCCUGAAGCACUUUAUCACCAGAUCCUUUAUGCUUCUGGGAAGGUCUACAUGAUAUUUUUUGUUGUGAUAAGUUUUUGGUUUGCCUUUUACAUGGCAAGUUUGUUCUUGGGCGUUCUUGCUAUGUCCUAUGAAGAAGAAAAACAGACAGCUGCUGAAAAAGCUAAGAAGUUUGAACCAUUUCAGCAGACUUUAAAAGAAUUUCAAGAAGAAAGUGAAGCAGCUGAGACCAAGACCAUACAAAUAGAAAUGAAGAAAAGAUCACCACCUUCUAUGAUCACUUCUUUGGAUAUGUUGGAUGAUGCUACUAUCAGACAUAAAGAAGAACUUAAAAAAUCCAGGAAGAGAUGCUUAUUAUGUUGGUAUAAAUUUGCUAAAGCUUUUUUGAUCUGGAAUUGUUCUCCCUGUUGGUUAAAAUUGAAAGAGCUUGUCCAUAUGAUUAUAAUGGACCCAUUUACUGAUCUUAUUCUUACCAUAUGCAUAAUUCUAAACAUGUAUUUUUUGGCCUUGGAACAUUAUCCAAUGAGUGAAGAAACCAUCAGUAUUCUCAGCAUUGGAAAUUUGGUUUUUAUUGGAGUUUUCACAGCAGAAAUGAUUUUUAAAAUUAUUGCCAUGCAUCCAUAUGGGUAUUUCCAAGUAGGAUGGAACAUUUAUGAUAGCCUAAUUGUGUUUCAUGGUUUAGCAGAACUUUAUCUAAUGAAUAUUCAUGGAAUGGCUCUUUUUCGAUCACUCAGGGUGUUGCGAAUUUUCAAGUUGGGGAAAUUCUGGACAACAUUUAACAUGCUGAUGCUGACUCUUGGUAACUCAUUGGUGGCCCUGAAAGACUUGGUCCUGCUGUUGGUCACAUUCAUGUUCUUUUCUGCUGUGGUCGGCCUGAAGCUAUUUGGUUUGAGUUACAAAGAAUGUGUCUGCAACAUAGACAAAGACUGUCAACUCCCACACUGGCAUAUGCAUGACUUCUUCCACUCCUACCUGAAUGUGUUCCGGAUUCUCUGUGGAGAGUGGAUAGAGACUUUAUGGGAUUGUUUUAAGGUAGCAGGCCAAUUCAGUUGUAUUCCUUUUUACAUGAUGGUCAUUUUAAUUGGAAACUUAUUGAUACUUUACCUCUUUCUGGCAUUGGUGAGCUCAUUUAGUUCAUACAAGACUGCAACAACUGAAGAGAACGAUGAAGCAAAAAAUCUCCAGCAUGCAGUGGCAAGGAUUAAGAAAGGAAUAAACUAUGUGCUUUCUAGAAUAUUAUGCCAAAAACAAAAUGUUCUAAAGGAGACAAUGGACAAUGUAAAUGAUAUAUAUGUUAAAGAGAAUAUUUCUGACCAUACUCUUUCUGAAUUGAGCAACACCCAAGAUUUCCUCAAGGAGAAGGAAAAAAGCAGUGGCACAGAGAAAAACACAGGGACCGAAAAUGAGAAUCAAUCACUUCUCCCCAGUCCCAGUGCCUCAGAAACUGUACCAAUUGCUUCAGGAGAGUCUGAUAUAGAAAAUCUGGAUAAUAAGGAGGUUCAGAGCAAGUCAGGUGAUGGAAGCAGCAAAGAGAAGGUGAAGCAAUCUAGCUCAUCUGAAUGCAGUACAGUAGAUAUUGCUCUCUCUGAAGAAGAAGAAAUGGUCUAUGAAUGUGAAAAACCAAAGCAUCUUAAAAACGGUUAUGGACGAAGAUCUUCACCUGGUCAAAUCAGUAGAGAAUCUAAGAAAGGAAAAAUUUGGCAGAACAUAAGGAAAACCUGCUGCAAGAUAGUAGAAAACAGUUUUUUUAAAUGUUUCAUUGGCUUUGUCACUCUGCUCAGCACAGGUGCUCUGGCUUUUGAAGAUAUAUAUAUCGAUCAGAGAAAGACUAUUAAAAUCUUAUUAGAAUAUGCUGACAUGAUCUUCACCUACAUCUUCAUUCUGGAAAUGCUUCUAAAGUGGAUGGCGUAUGGUUUUAAAGCCUAUUUCAGUAGUGGCUGGUACAAGCUAGACUUUAUGGUUGUUAUUGUGUUUUGUCUUAGCUUAAUAGGCAAAUCUCGGGAAGAACUAAAACCACUUAUUUCCAUUAAAUUCCUUCGGGCACUCAGAGUUCUAUCUCAGUUUGAACGAAUGAAGGUGGUUGUGAGAGCUUUGAUAAAAACAACUUUACCUGCUUUGAAUGUGUUUCUGGUCUGCCUUAUGAUCUGGCUGGCUUUUAGCAUCGUAGGAGUACACUUAUUUGCUGGCACAUUCUAUGAAUGCAUUGACCCAAUGAGUGGAGAAAGGUUUCCUGUAUCUGAAGUCAUGAAUAAGAGCCAGUGUGAAAGCCUUGUGUUUAAUGAAUCCAUGCCAUGGGAGAAUGCAAAACUAAACUUUGAUAAUGUUGGAAACGGUUUCCUUUCACUGCUUCAAGUAGCAACAUUUAAUGGAUGGAUCACUAUUAUGAAUUCAGCAGUUGAUUCUAUUGGUGUAAAUAUGCAGCCUAAUUUUGAAGGCAACAUCUACAUGUAUUGCUACUUUAUCAACUUUAUUAUCAUUGGAUUAUUUCUUCCUCUGAGUAUGCUGAUUGGUGUUAUUAUUGCUAAUUUCAACAAGCAUAAAAUAAAGCAGGGAGGCUCAAAUAUCUUUAUAACUGUAAAACAGAAGAAACAAUACCGUGCACUAAGGAAGCUGAUAUAUGAGGACUCUCAAAAGCCAGUACCUCGCCCAGGAAAUAAGUUCCAAGGAUUCAUCUUUGACUUGGUAACAAAUCAAGUUUUUAAUAUCGUCAUUAUGGUUCUUAUCUGUUUCCAAGCGAUAACCAUUAUGAUACAAAGUGACGAACAGAGUCCAAAAAUGGACACUGCUGUCUACUGGAUUAAUUCAGUUUUUGUUAUGCUGUACACUGGAGAAUGUGUACUGAAGCUCAUCUCUUUCCCCUGUAACUAUUUCACCAGAGGAUGGAACAUUUUUGAUUUUAUGGUGGUCAUUUUCUCUAUUACAGGACUAUUUCUGCCUCUGAUGGUAGGACACUACCUUGUGCCUCCUUCCCUCGUGCAACUGAUACUUCUCUCACGGAUCAUCCACAUCCUGCGUCCUGGGAAAGGACCAAAGGUGUUCAAUGAUCUGCUGCUCCCUUUGAUGCUGUCUCUGCCAGCAUUGUUGAACAUUAGUCUUCUCAUCUUCCUGGUCAUGUUUGUCUAUGCCAUCUUUGGAAUGUACAAUUUUGCCUAUGUUAAAAAGGAAGCUGGAAUUAAUGAUGUGUCCAACUUUGAAAGCUUUGGCAGCAGUAUGCUCUGUCUUUUCCAAGUUACAAUAUUUGCUGGUUGGGAUGGGAUGCUCAAUGCAAUUUUCAACAGUAAAUGGUCUGACUGUGAUCCUGAUAAAAUUAACCCCGGAACCCAGGUUAGAGGAGAUUGUGGUAACCCCUUUGUUGGGAUUAUUUACUUUGUCAGUUAUAUCCUCAUAUCGUGGCUGAUCAUUGUAAACAUGUACAUUGUUGCUGUCAUGGAGUUUUUAAAUAUUGCUUCUAAAAAAAAAGCCAAGACGUUGAGUGAAGAUGAUUUUAGGAAGUUCUUUCAGGUAUGGAAGAGGUUUGAUCCCGACAUGACCCAGUACAUAGACUCUAGCAAGCUUUCAGAUUUGGCGGCCGCUCUUGAUCCUCCUCUUUUCAUGGCAAAACCAAACAAGGGCCAGCUCGUUGCCAUGGAUCUUCCCAUGGCUGUUGGGGACAGAAUUCAUUGCCUUGACAUCUUACUUGCUUUAACAAAGCGAGUUAUGGGUAAAGAUGAGAGGAUGGAGAAAUUUCUUUCAGAGAUGGAAUCAGGGUUUCUGUUAGCCAACCCUUUUAAGAUCACAUAUGAGCCAAUUACAACUACUCUGAAACGAAAACAAGAGGCAGUCUCAGCAACCAUCAUUCAGCGUGCUUAUAAAAGUUACCGUUUGAGGCAAAAUGACCAAAAUACAUCAGAUAUUCAUAUGAUAGAUGGUGACAGGGAAAUUCAAUCUACCAAAGAAGGCGCCUAUUUUGACAAAGCUGAGGGAAAGUCGACUAUUCAAAACCAGGUCUAAUCCCACUUACCACCUUUCACCUUCUUCACAUAUCCCCAAAUUAUUAAAACUUUAAAUCAGAAAUAAAAGCAAAGAUCGGAGAAAGUAAAAAUCUCAUUUAAUAAUUGAUUGUUUACAACUCACGGAAGAUAAGCUUGUGUUCACAAUACUCCGUGUCAAAUUCUCUUUUUACUCUUUUACAUUCAGUCUAAACAAGACAACCUCUUAAUAUUAUUGCAAAGUUGACAUGGGUUAAAAUUGCCAUUUCAUAAUCCAGUGCUUGUUUUCUCCAUAUGGCUUAUAUGGUGUGUGCUUCCUCUGGAAGAUGCAGAAGGUUGUCGUAGAGAUUAGUAGCAAAAUGAAGAUGGGGAAGGUGGUGGUAGAGAUUAGUAGCCAAAGGGGCUUCCUUGUGUAGUUUAUGUUUACUUUAACUUGAUGGGAUGCAAGUCACCACUAAUAGGGCUUAGUUACAAAUAAACAAGUACUUAAUGUGGGAUGGUGUUAGAAAAAAAAAAGUAGAAUGCUACAGGCCAUUAAAUCAUAAACUUGCCUAACAGAUGCCAGUUGGACGAAGUGGAAGGACGGUUCUCAGAAAAUGCCUUUGAGACCCAUCACAGAGACUCUUGAGCUGAUUCAAACCACGUUUGAAAAAGAUUGGAGCCCUGUUUUUGUUUUUGUUUUCUUUUAUUUUUGGUAUUAGGAACUAAUGUUGUUUUAUUGUUCUUGGAUCCCUGGUUUCUCAUCUCUCUGGCUAGUUCCACCUAAUCUCCAGCUCUUCAACAGAAUUCGUUUGCAGAACAAGAGGCAUAAAGGGAAAUACAGUAUAGCCUACAUUUUCCUCAUUUACAUUUUUUUUAAAAAGCAUACAUUUACUAAAAUGAUGUGAUAGAGUAUGUGUUAAUAGACUCAAGUCUGACCUUAUCAUAAAACUGAUGUAUUUUUACCAUUUAUCCAUAAUGUAACAUUGAGUACGUAAGAUCUAGCAAAUGCAUGUCAUAAAUAUGAAUCAGAAGAGUCAAGGGCUACCAUUAUGUCUCGGGAUUUUCACAGUGUCUUGAUCCCUAGUUGGGAAACUGGCCACUUUGAAGUACUUUUCAGUGUACUUUAUGACUUUUCAUAACUUAGAGAAAGAAGAUGAUCACUGAAACUGUAAGGACUCUGAAUUAGGAGAUCAAAGUGUAAGUUUAUUGUUGAUGAUGUUUUACAACAUUAGUGUAUGCAAGUUAGUUUUCACUUUCUUAUUUAUCUUUCCAAGUAUUUUUGUUUUUAUUUCAUCACAUACAUAAUUACUCUGGAAAUUGUUUUAUGUUUGAAAAACUUUAAAAUCCUAAACAUUAAUUUUCACUAUUGAAAUUAUUUUUAAAAGAUAGGCACAAAUAGUUGUUUUUUGACAUAUUCAUAAAAAUGCAGUCACUUACAUCCAUGUAGUUUGAGAUUCUGAUUAUUUAUUCCAUUUGUAUGAAGGUUGAUUUCAAUAUGCCUACAAAGUCCUAAAGGAUUCAAAAGGAAAAUAUGUAUACUGUCGACUUAAAUGACAAGCUUUAAAUAAGUUAUAUAGCAUUCAAUAUCACUUAAAUAUCAGUAAUUGUACUUUGUUUGAAUGCAUGAUCUUUAGCCUUAACUAUUAUAAUCUAUUUCUGCUCCUCGGAAAUGUAUUAACCUGACCAAGAUGCCUUUGGGGGAUCCCCUAAGCAAAUGUAAUUUCAGGGUUCUGUUUCUUUCUAUAAGUGUUCCUUCCCUUUCUCCUCCUGUUCUCCAUCAAUUGAUGGGGACAAGUGAGGAAUCAGUGUUGACUUGGUGACAUGGUGGCAGCUGGUGCUUUAUCUGUUUCUCAGUUUUCUAUUUCUUGGAGAUGCUUUAAUGUGGAAACUGCUUCAGAUAUUUAAACUAAAUCUUAACUUGCUUGUGUUAAGUUCCACAAAAACCACAAACUGAUUUUAGCUUGAAAAUUUUGUCUUUUACUUGUAAACCGUGUUUGCCGCUAACUUUCCAAAAACUGUGUAAACAAUUAUUUUUAACAAAGUCUUUAAAAUAUAUUCUACUUUUUAGGUACUAUAGAAAACAGUAAAAAGAACUUGUUAACCACACUAAACUUUGGUUUUUUUUUUCUUUGAUAACUCAGAUUGGCAACUUUGUAUAAUAAGAACUUUUUUAAACGAGACUUACAUUAAAGCUUAUUAGUUCAGGCUCAAAAUUCAAAACUGGAAACUCUUGUGCUUCCUUUGGAUUCACUUAAUUUUGUAAAAUAAGUGUUAGUAAGCUUACCAAAGACCUCUUACACAUUGACAAAAUGUAAAAAGCACUCUUCUUAUCAAAGUUUAACUAGAUAUGUCUCAGUUUAACUUUGUUUACUAGCUAUAUCUCAGUAUUAUUAUAAAUUUGCUUUAUGAAAGAUACAUACUGAAAUUAAACUUAUUGGUAUACUACCAUUUGUCAAUCUCUGCUU